UCAACAAAAUCAUCAACAAGAACAAAACGGAUCAACAAUGUCAUUAGAAUCGACAACAACAUCAUUAUCCAAUUCAACAACAUGUUCAUCAUCAACAAAUCUAACAUGUAGUUCAGAAUCGAACCAUAACAAUACACAAACCGAUAAUGAAAAUGAUGAUAUAAAUUCUUGGCGUAAUAAUUCGAUAAAAUAUCGUCGUGCACGGCUCAAUCUAAAUCUGGUACCAUUGAAAAAUUUAUCAUUACCACAAAUAUCACCAACACCGACAACAUUGGAUCAAACAUUUCCAACGGCACAUCGUAAUGGUUCAUCAUGUUCAACCGGUGGUAGUAGUAGUGAUAGAAAUGUUGAUGAUUGCGGUCCGAAUGGCCGUUCACGAUCAUCGGCAAAUGGAAAUCGUAGUGAUUAUUUCAAUUUUUCAUUCAAUUCUAAUAAUCAUUCAUAUCAAACUUCUUGCUCACAUCAUCAUCAUCAUAAUUAUUCAUCAUCAUCAUCAUCAUUGAUGACAGGAGGAUACUUUUGUCCGACAACAACAGCUAUAUUAUUACAACGUCCACCAUCACCGAAAUAUAAUCCAAAAAAAUUCGAACCAAUUGUACAAUUGUCCAAUCAUUAUCCAGCAUCAGCGAAAUCAUCAUCAUCCACAUCAUCGACAAUAGCAGCAGCGACAAAUAACGAUGAUAUUAACCGUUGGUGUUUGAAUUUUCAAGAUUACAACGAUAAUCGAUCAUCAACUGUUUCAUCGAAUAAUAAUAAUGUACAACAACAACAGUUACGGUUCAACUAUCAGGAUGCUGUGCGAAUCGAUUCAAAUGUUUCGCUUGAAUAUCAAUUCUGGUACCAUGGUUCGAUUAAUCGAAAAGAAUCGGAAAAAAUUUUAGAAAAACACAGUAUUGGUUCAUAUCUUGUUCGUCGUAAUCGUCGAAGAAAUGUUUAUACAUUAUCAUUAAAAUCAAUAUUUGGUUACAUACAUUUUCGUCUAUUUCACUGUAAUCAUAAUAAUGGUAAUUAUUGGUCAUUGGGCCAUUUUGGAUGUCCAUCACUACAACAACAGGGUAUCAACAACAAUGUUGAUGAUAAUGACCAUCCAAAUCAACCAUGGACAUCGAGAUCAUCCACAUCAUUAAUGUUGACAAUCCGUUUUGAAUCAAUACCACAAUUAAUUGAUCAUUAUACAAUACAUCGUUUACCAUUGAAUGGAUGUGAACAUAUGGCCUUAUUGUAUCCGAUUGAGGUUCAAUUGCUUUAACCAAAAAACUACGUUGAUUGUAAAGGAAUAAAAAAAAACCAAACUGAUCGCCUUCUUUGUCAUUGACUUUGACUCAUUCCCCUUUUUUCUUUUCUACUCUGCUACUCUUUGUUAUUAUUUCAUUUUUUUUCUAACACACACACACAAAAUCACCAAACAUCAUUUCUCAUCAGUGUAACCAAAAAUUCAAAUGAUAAUCAUAAAAAAAAAAAAAAAAUUAAAACCUGAAACCCCUAAAAACAACAAUGAAUAUGACCUCAAACGAGCUUUUUUCUAUCCAUUACUGCUACUGAUAAUAGAAAAAUAACUACACUACUUCGAUUCUUAUUUUUUCGCAUAAUAAUCUUUAACAUAAUGAUAAAUUUAUUCUUGUAUCUCAGAUAAACAAAACAAAACACCGACAACAACCUAUCCAACUUCAUUCAUUGAAUAUAUUUUUCUAAUUAAUGUUUCCACAACAAUUAAUCGAUCGAUUGAUUGAUUGUUAUUUUGUUAAUUGCUUAUCGUUUAUUUUCCUCAUUCUUUAAAUACAAAUUCAUUAGAAAAACAUUUCAAGCAGGUCAAAAUGAUAAUGAUAUUCGACAUUUCAACUGUGCAAAUUGAUCAACAACCCAAACCAGAAAAAAAAAGAAAAACAGCUUCGAUAUUGAUCUCAAUAUAGAUAUAACAAAAAAAUAAUCGAUUCUUUCGCGUUUAAAAAAUAUUUUUCAAUGUUAUCACUAUUACUUAAAUUUAAAUUUGAAUAAUCAUCAUCACUCAUCAUCAUCAUCAUCAUGAUGCAUAUCAUAUAUUCACAUUUGUAAACAUAAUUAUAUCACAUCAUCAUCGAUAUAUUGCAUUACGAUGAUUAUCCAUCUUUCAUAUAAAAAUUAUUGAAUCAAUCAAUCCAUAUAUGAUCAAUCCAAUUAUUACAUGUUUUAUUUUUCACAUUUUUGCA
This is a messenger RNA of Dermatophagoides farinae (American house dust mite), 2186 nucleotides long. RefSeq lists its product as uncharacterized. Gene Ontology annotation, molecular function: phosphotyrosine residue binding. Lineage: Eukaryota; Metazoa; Arthropoda; Arachnida; Sarcoptiformes; Pyroglyphidae. The record is from RefSeq and is a predicted model, not a curated record.